AUUUUAGUUAGUAGAAUGUCUAAAGUGGACUACUGAAAUAAAGAGUAACCUCAUUUUCUUCAUGUUCAUGUGUGCUGAUUUUUGCAGUCAUAUUCAGCAACAUGGAUCCCAGGACCAGAAACAACUUCCUACAGUAUUCCAAUCUGCUCACACUGGACCUGAACACAGUGAAUAAACACCUCCGUCUGUGUGACAGGAACAGAGAGAUUACUGGCACUCUCACAGAGCAACCGUAUCCUGACCAUCCGGACAGAUUCGAUGGAUAUAAUCUUCAGGUGUUGUGUAGAGAGAGUGUGCGUGGACGCUGUUACUGGGAGAUUGAGUGGAGUGGGAUGUUUGGUGUGGAUAUAUCAGUGUCAUAUAAGAGCAUCAGCAGGAAAGGAGAGGUUUAUAAGUGUGUGUUUGGACAUAAUAAUCAGUCAUGGAGUUUGUUCUGUUCUCCCUCUAAAUGCUUAUUUGUUCAUAAUAACAAACAGACUGAUCUCCCUAUAGUGUCCAGUCGUAGAAUAGGAGUGUAUGUGGAUCACAGCGCAGGAACUCUGUCCUUCUACAGCGUCUCUGACACAAUGAGACUCAUACACUCAGUCAGGACCACAUUCACUCGACCGCUCUAUCCUGGGUUUUAUGCAUUUAUUGGAUCAUCAGUGAAACUGUGUUGAUGAAUCAGAAUAGAUUUUAGACAUUUCUAUGUAAUUUCUUUGUAUGUCUGCACUAAUAUGUAUGUCUGUGCUCUCUUUUGCACUGGAAGCUCCUGUGAACAAGAAAAAUGCCUGUGUCUGUUGCAGGAAUGGCAAUGAAGCUCUUUCUGAUUGUGAAGUUUUUAGCGGCAUGAAAAAUAAGUGUUAAUGAUUUAUGUUCUUAUUUUUAGUUUUGUAUAUUGAAGAUCUUUUUUUUUUUUUUUCGUUAGUUAAA
This is a messenger RNA of Carassius carassius (crucian carp), 912 nucleotides long. Its product is annotated as tripartite motif-containing protein 16-like. NCBI's taxonomy places the organism in Eukaryota, Metazoa, Chordata, Actinopteri, Cypriniformes, Cyprinidae. Gene Ontology annotation, molecular function: protein binding. The transcript has 2 exons. The record is from RefSeq and is a predicted model, not a curated record. The coding region runs from base 102 to 659 and encodes 185 amino acids.